CCCCCCCAACCCCCCAAAAAGAAAAAAAAUCUCCUCCUCCAUCUUCUUCAAAUUCUUCGGCCAACUUCAACAAUUUUUCUGCGAAGCUGUGAAGAAGCCCUAGAAGAAUGGGAAGAGGGAAGAUUGUGAUUAAGAGGAUUGACGAUUCAACAAGCAGGCAAGUGACUUUCUCAAAGAGAAGAAAUGGAUUGCUCAAGAAAGCAAGAGAGCUUUCGAUUCUCUGCGACGCACAAGUUGGAGUCAUUGUGUUCUCCAGCACAGGCAAACUCUAUGAAUAUGGAAGCUCCAGCAUGAAAUCUACUAUUGAGCGCUACAACAAAGUAAAACUGGAACACCAUCAUCAUAUGAAUCCUGAAUCGGAAGUGAAGUUUUGGCAGAGAGAAGUGAUAGUAUUGAGGCAACAACUGCAACACUUGCAAGAAUGUCACAGGCAAUUGAUGGGUGCACAACUUUCUGGUUUGGGCAUUAACGAACUGCAAAAUUUGGAAAAUCAACUGGAGAUGAGUUUAAAGGGUGUCCGAAUAAAAAAGAAUCAAAUAUUAACUGAUGAGAUUAAAGAGCUGCAGCAAAAGGGAAAUCAAAUCCGUCAAGAAAAUGUACAACUCCAUAAAAGGAUAGACCUCGUUACCAAAGAAAAUGUAGAACUACAAAAGAUUCAUGAAGCGAGGAUUAUGAAUGAAGAAAAUGGGAAUUCCGAUCAAUCAUACAAUAUCAGUAACACAUAUGGUUUACAAGCACCAAACCUUCUGCAGUUGAACCAGCCACGACCUCAGUAUACUGAACUCGGAUUACAGCUUCUCUAGCAAUAACUCUUUGACAGCCUCGGAUUGUCAGACAGCAUGCUGCCAGCAACUUUUUUCUGCAAAACGAUCAAGUUUUCUGUGAGGGAGACGUUUCACUUCAGCAAGUUAGAACGGCAUCAAUAAUGUUUUCAUGGUAUGACAUGAUCCAUUGGCAAUUAUUCCUGUAAGGGUCAGCCGUAUUGCAUAUUGUUGUAAAUUUAUAUAUAAUAUAAGAACUCUAACCAGCUGCGUAUU
Prosopis cineraria is the source of this 1037-nucleotide messenger RNA. Its product is annotated as agamous-like MADS-box protein AGL21. Gene Ontology annotation, molecular function: protein dimerization activity; DNA-binding transcription factor activity, RNA polymerase II-specific; RNA polymerase II cis-regulatory region sequence-specific DNA binding. Lineage: Eukaryota; Viridiplantae; Streptophyta; Magnoliopsida; Fabales; Fabaceae. The transcript has 9 exons. The coding region runs from base 108 to 803 and encodes 231 amino acids. Gene Ontology annotation, biological process: positive regulation of transcription by RNA polymerase II. Gene Ontology annotation, cellular component: nucleus. The record is from RefSeq and is a predicted model, not a curated record.